UAAUUCGAAAUUCAUCGGCAGUCAUGAGGCGAGAAUUGGCUCUAUUUCUUGUUUGUUCAGUAUUUGCCACUGUUUUCGGAACAGAUUCAUCUCCAUCAUUCAAGAUUGACACUGUGAAUAGUCAAUUUUUACUUGAUGGAGAUCCUUUCACCUACAUUGCUGGAGAAAUACACUAUUUCCGAAUUCCGCAUCAAAAAUGGGAUGACCGUCUGAAGCGAGUGCGAGCGUUAGGAUUUAAUGCAAUCACCGUACCAGUUCCUUGGAAUCUUCAUCAAUUUUAUCAAGAUGAAACUCCUAUCCUUUCUGGAAAUUUGGAUUUGGUCAAAUUCAUAAAAGCUGCUGAAUCAAAUGGAUUGUAUACGAUUCUCAGAAUUGGGCCGUACAUUUCUGCUGAAUGGGAUAACGGCGGCCUUCCUUGGUGGCUCAUCAGGAAUACGAAAAUUGGAAAGUACCGGAGCAGUGACCCAUCAUUUAUGACGGAAGUAACUCAAUGGUGGAAACAUCUACUUCCAAAAAUCUACCCGCUCAUGAGAAAAAACGCCGGGCCCGUUCUCAUGGUUCAAAUUGAGCAUUUUUACGGUGCGCUCGGCAUUUGUGAUCAGCAAUAUCUUCUACAGCUUGCAAAUAUGGCGAAGGAGAAUUUAGGAAAUGAUGUUGUUCUUUUCACUGUCAAUCCACCAGUUCUUCAAUUUAUGAGAUGUGGAACACUUCCAAAUAUUCUACCAACUAUCGAAAUUGUGCCAAAUGCAAAUGCCGGGGAAAUUGAAAGUUGGUUCAGUAUGCAAAAAGCAUUCAUGCAAGGUGCGCCGGCAGUUGCUUCGCAGUUUCUUAUCAAUCCAUUCAAACUAUGGGGCAAAAAUGUUUCUGAUCCUUACCCAAAUAAUCUUAUUAUUCAAACGGCAAAAACCGCAUUUGCAUUGAAUGCUAGUUUAAGCUUUCAUAUGACUCACGGCGGCACAAAUUUCGGAUAUUGGAACGGAGCCGUCGAUCCUUACCCUGUCACCACGUCAUAUGACUCAUUUGCUCCUAUUUCUGAAGCUGGUGAUGUUAAUCCACUGUAUAUUUCCAUUAGAAAUUGGAUCAGCAACAUUCCUGGCUGGCAGAAUCCGCCGACUCCAAUUCCAGCUAACUUACCACGGACUGCGUAUCCUGACGUCCAACUCACAGUAUUUGACACAAUUUCUGGUUUCAUAAUUGGCGCAAAUCCCGAAUGCUGGAGCAGCCCAGAAACGCCUAGAACGGCUGAAUAUAUUCGUCAAGGAUAUGGAUACAUUUAUUAUAAUACUACCAUUAUUGAGUGCGGAUCCCUGUAUAUUCCAACUUUUGCUGACAAUGCGUAUAUUUUCUUGAAUCAAAACUUUGUGGGUGCCCUUUACAAACAAUUUGGCUCAAUUCACAAUAACACCAUAGAUGUUCAAGGAUGUUUGGACCAGUUCAACUCAUUGGAAAUCAUAAUUGAAAUAACUGGUAGAGACCAUAACAACUACCCUGUUAUGUCAAGAGGAAUUCAAGGAAAUGUCUACAUGCGUAACAUAACUCUCGAGAAUUGGGAGAGCUGUGAAGUUCCAAUUGAAACAUACGAAAUUAGUUUGGUGAAAAAUUACGAGAGUCUGAAGCAACAUGUUUUCGAAACAAUUGACUUUGAAAAAUCUCAAUCGGCAGCAAUAGAGCAACCGUCGGUGUUCAUUGGAAAUUUAAUAAUCAAAACAGCUCCAGCUGACACUUUUCUAGACACAAGAGGUUGGGGAAAAGGCGUUGUGACUAUCAAUCAGUACAACAUUGGACGAUAUUGGGCUUCUAUUGGACCACAGCAAACUCUUUAUAUUCCAUCGGAAUUCCUUCACAAAGGGGAAAAUCUCAUCAUGUUUUACGAAUUUGAAGGCGCCACAACAGCCUGUACAGCAACUGCUUGUACAGCAAAAUUCACAAAUAUCCCGGUGUUUGAUUAUUGAGAUCGUUUAUUGAAUACUUAUAAAUGUAAUUUAAUAGUCUA
Messenger RNA from Caenorhabditis elegans, 1993 nucleotides. RefSeq names its product Glycoside hydrolase 35 catalytic domain-containing protein (gene bgal-2). Gene Ontology annotation, molecular function: beta-galactosidase activity; hydrolase activity, hydrolyzing O-glycosyl compounds. The transcript is spliced from 11 exons. Gene Ontology annotation, biological process: carbohydrate metabolic process. Lineage: Eukaryota; Metazoa; Nematoda; Chromadorea; Rhabditida; Rhabditidae. Bases 24 to 1952 code for a protein of 642 amino acids. The record is from RefSeq and is marked reviewed.